Solanum lycopersicum (tomato) is the source of this 904-nucleotide messenger RNA. Its product is annotated as actin-related protein 2/3 complex subunit 4. Gene Ontology annotation, biological process: Arp2/3 complex-mediated actin nucleation; actin filament polymerization. Gene Ontology annotation, cellular component: actin cytoskeleton; Arp2/3 protein complex. NCBI's taxonomy places the organism in Eukaryota, Viridiplantae, Streptophyta, Magnoliopsida, Solanales, Solanaceae. Gene Ontology annotation, molecular function: actin filament binding. The record is from RefSeq and is a predicted model, not a curated record.
UUAGCAGUAUUUAACUUAACGUGCACCCUGUAUUCAGCUAAAACUUCGAUCGGAUUAAUAUUGUAUUCAAUUUCAAAGGGAAAAUCAAGAAAAACAAUCGUUUAAUGGCAAAUCCUUUGCAUUGUGACGUGCAAAAGAAACACGCUCCAGGCAGCAAUGUUUGUGUUUGGUUGUUUAUAAAUGCAAAUCCGUUGCGAUUGUAUCUGACAUGCAUAAGAAAUACGCUUGAGGCAGCAAUGUGUCUUCAGAAUUUCCCAUGCCAAGAAGUAGAGAGGCAUAACAAACCAGAGGUUGAAUUAAAGACAAGCCCAGAACUUCUUCUUAAUCCUAUUACGAUUUGUAGAAAUGAGGCUGAAAAGUGCUUGAUUGAAACAUCUAUUAAUUCCCUAAGAAUAAGUCUAAAGGUGAAACAGUCAGAUGAACUUGAAAAUAUACUAACAAAGAAGUUCCUUAGAUUUUUGUCUAUGAGAGCUGAAGCGUUUCAGGUGUUGAGGAGAAAGCCGGUUCAGGGCUACGACAUUAGUUUUCUCAUUACAAAUUAUCAUUGUGAAGACAUGCAGAAGCAGAAGCUUAUUGAUUUCAUAGUGCAAUUCAUGGAGGAUAUUGAUAAGGAAAUCAGUGAACUGAAACUAUCAGUGAAUACGCGAGGGAGGCUUGUCGCUACUGAGUUUCUGAAGCAAUUCAUCUGAUCUUUCGUUAUCGUUGUUUAUUCCGUGUUCUAUUCUUGUGACAACUAGAACAUAUAUUCAUUUUUUUGUUCUCUGCUUGUAGCUAAACAUUGCAGAAAUUUUCUGUUGUAUUGCAUCAAUGAGAUCUCUCUUUUUCUUCACUAUUUGAGGAGCUGGCUAUGACACAGUGAAUUCUCAUUUCUCAGUUUAAUAGACUUUGCAAAUGAGCUUUAUUA